AUGACAUUGCCUCGUCUCGAACUUCUCGCUGCAGUCAUCGCAUCCAACUUGGGAAAAUAUGUGUGCGAUCAACUGAACAACUUGCGCAUUACAAAGAAAGUACCCUGGUCCGACAGCCAGAUAGUGCUGUGCUGGUUGAAAAGCAAAAAACACUUGCCGUCAUUCGUCAAAAGGCGCGUAUCCGCAAUACGCAAGUUCAACUUCAACGAAUAUAGAUACUGUCCAACAAACGAAAACCCCGCGGAUUUACUCACUCGAGGGAUAACUAGCAGGAAGUUAGCAAACUCUGACCUAUGGUGGCAUGGACCGGAAUGGCUCACAGGUGGAGAUUGGCCCAUCAGCGAAACGUAUGAUAGCGCAAUCUUGUUACAGCUGAAUGCUGACGACGAAACAGAACCAAAGGAACUCAAACCAGUAACACCGCCGAACAUUUCUGCGAUCAUUAACGUCAAUGAUUACGGAAAACUGACAAAGCUUCUCCGCGUGACCGCUUUGGUUCAACGUUUCAUCUCAAACCUACAAAGCACAAAGAACCAACGUCAACUAGGCGAGUUGACGUCCAAGGAACUGACCAAAGCAGAGAUACUGUGGAGUAGAGACACUCGGAGAUUACAUUAUGACAAGGAAUAUCGCGCUCUCAAAACAAAGGACAAACAGAUAAACCCGCUUGUUAGACAACUCUGUCUCUGUUUGGAUGAUAAGGAGCUCAUUCGUGUAGGAGGCCGACUCCAAAACGCACCGAUAGACUAUGACGCAAAGUUCCCGUAUCUUCUGCCCACAAAGUGCAAAUUUAGUGAACUGGUCAUACGUGAUGCACACAAGCGCGCGCUUCACUGUGGUACUGAAACCACAAUGUCAUACGUACGAAACAACUAUUGGAUACCUAGACUACGUAUCACCGUCAGGAGCAUAUUACGAAAGUGCGUAGUCUGUCAUCUCGUCAUGGGUAAACCUUACCCUUGGCCACUCUCUGCACCGCUUCAAUCAUCACGUCUCAACGCGAAACACCCUUUCGAGUUGUGUGGUAUAGACUUUACCGGACAUAUCUUCAUUAAGCCAGAGACUGCUUCUCCUCAGCGAGAGAAGAAGGCCUAUAUAUGCGUAUUCACCUGUGCCAUCACCAGAGCAUUACAUCUGGAGGUGGUACCGGAUAUGACCACAGAAAUAUUCUUACUUGCAUUUAGGAGAUUUACAGCUCAAAGAUCGCUCCCUUCGAAGGUGAUAAGCGACAAUGGCUCCACCUUCUUGUCCGCUGACAAACAAAUCCAAGCAAUCAUGCAAUCGCAGAAACUAGAACAAUUCAUGGCAAACAAACGCGUUGACUGGUCUUUCAUUCCGAAGAGAAUGCCAUGGGCUACCGGAUUCGUGGAGAGAAUGGUUGGAAUUACCAAAAACUGUCUGAAAAAGGUGCUUGGACGCUCAUUUCUGAAUUUGGAAGAGUUACGAACCGUAGUAACUGAAGAACAAUGUGCGCUCAAUAAUCGCCCCAUCACAUACUGCUCAUCGGAUAUAACAGACACUGAACCACUAACCCCGUCGCAUUUCUUGCACGGACGCGUUCUCUCUGACUUACCCCGCACGGAAAUCGACAUGGAUGAACUCAAUGAUCCAACAUUUGCGUUAUCCCAAUUGGACUGGCAAAAACGUGCUAACCGCCUCACUCUGCUGAAAAAUGCUAUCUGGACUCGUUGGAAAACUGAAUACCUGAAUGCAUUACGCGAAAGACACUUGGCUAAACGUGAAGAUGGCAAGGAUAAGAACAUUAUCAAAGUUGGAGAUAUCGUGUUAGUUCACGAUGAUCUAAAAAAGCGCAUCCAGUGGAAAUUAGCUCACGUAGAAAGACUGACCUAUGGCAACGAUGGAUUAGUUCGCUCAGCGCAAAUUAAAACUCAGAAUGGGACAACAAAUCGUCCAAUCGUAAAACUGUACCCGCUUGAAGUGUCUGAUGACUCUGAAUCGCCAAAGUCGUCGGACGAUCCGCUUGAAAAUGACACUAAAGACAAUGAAUCUGACUCCCGCCCUUCAAGGCCCACCCGCCGCGCGGCCCUGAAGGCAAAAGACAAUAUCAAAGAAUGGAGUAGACUACUCAGUGGACAAUACUAG
Lineus longissimus is the source of this 2103-nucleotide messenger RNA. RefSeq lists its product as uncharacterized. NCBI's taxonomy places the organism in Eukaryota, Metazoa, Nemertea, Pilidiophora, Heteronemertea, Lineidae. Gene Ontology annotation, molecular function: nucleic acid binding. The transcript has a single exon. The record is from RefSeq and is a predicted model, not a curated record. Gene Ontology annotation, biological process: DNA integration. The coding region runs from base 1 to 2103 and encodes 700 amino acids.